Molecule: messenger RNA, 351 nt
Organism: Ilex paraguariensis (yerba mate)
Lineage: Eukaryota; Viridiplantae; Streptophyta; Magnoliopsida; Aquifoliales; Aquifoliaceae
Source: the annotation of a GenBank genome assembly
AUGCGUAGGAGCUCAGACUACCGCCCCAAUAAUCAAUAUGGCUGGGGCACAACGUCCUACGAGUACCAUCCUCCUGUCCCACAAAUACAAAGGAUGCCUACUCUUCUCCCUGGCGUCCCUCAGUACCCAGAUGUGUACAUGCUCUUCAACAACAAGGUCACUUAUGGAGAAGAACAAAAUCAAAAGAAAGUCCCAAAGUCUCAGAAGAAAGUUAGUUUCGUCGAGCCAGAGAAAACUACUGAGAUCGAUAAGGUUCAUGAAGAGAGCAUGGAUGAGAAAGCUGAUGGGUUCCUUCAGCGGGCGCACCAGAACUUUGGGCUGUCCAGAUGGGCGACUUUCAAAGUAAGUUAA